This is a messenger RNA of Neocloeon triangulifer, 3404 nucleotides long. It is a transcript of the gene sNPF-R, whose product is annotated as prolactin-releasing peptide receptor. Bases 13 to 1404 code for a protein of 463 amino acids. The record is from RefSeq and is a predicted model, not a curated record. NCBI's taxonomy places the organism in Eukaryota, Metazoa, Arthropoda, Insecta, Ephemeroptera, Baetidae. The transcript is spliced from 5 exons. Gene Ontology annotation, biological process: G protein-coupled receptor signaling pathway. Gene Ontology annotation, molecular function: neuropeptide binding; neuropeptide Y receptor activity. Gene Ontology annotation, cellular component: plasma membrane; neuron projection.
CGGAGCACCAACAUGUGCUCUUUGAACGGCAGCCUGGGCAACGGCAGCGGCCUGCUGGGCAACGACACGAGCGUCGACUGCCUCUUGGAGCCGCCGACGCCCGACAUCAUCCACAACCGCGCCGUCCAGGCCGUCUUCUGCAUGCUCUACACCGUCAUCUUCGUGCUCGGCAUCUUCGGCAACGUGCUCGUCUGCUACGUCGUCGGCCGCAACAAGGCCAUGCAGACCGUCACCAACUUCUUCAUCACCAACCUCGCCCUCUCUGACAUCCUCCUCUGCACCCUCGCCGUCCCCUUCACGCCGCUCUACUCAUUUGUGGGCCAGUGGAUUUUCGGGCCGGUGCUGUGUCACCUGGUCGCGUACGCGCAGGGCACCAGCGUGUACAUCUCGACGCUGACGCUGACCUCGAUCGCCGUGGACCGCUUCUUCGUCAUCAUCUACCCGUUCCAGCCGCGCAUGAAGAUGUCCACGUGCGCCGCCAUCGUCGUUUUCAUCUGGUUGUUUUCUCUGAUGGCGACGCUUCCGUACGGCAUCUUCAUGUCGCACAACAACCGCGGCGGGCUGGACGCCGAGUUCUUCUACUGCGAGGAGGACUGGUACACCGAGGACUACCGCAAGGUGUUCGGCGCCUUCACCGCCCUCGCCCAGUUCGUCCUGCCCUUCUUCAUCAUCACCUUCUGCUACGUCCGCGUCUCGCUCAAACUAAACGACAGGGCCAAGUGCAAACCAGGCGCAAAAAACUCGCGUCGCGAGGAAUUGGACCGCGAGCGGAAGCGGCGCACAAACCGCAUGCUGAUCGCGAUGGUGACCGUUUUUGGGGUGUCCUGGCUUCCCUUGAACAUGGUCAACCUGAUCAACGACGUCAACGAAUCGACCGGCGACUGGCCAUACUACAACCUGUGCUUCUUCAUCGUGCACGCCAUCGCAAUGAGCUCCACCUGCUACAACCCUUUCCUCUACGCCUGGCUCAACGAAAACUUCCGCAAGGAAUUCAAACAGGUGCUGCCAUGCUUCGAGCGGCAGACGGGCCUCAACGGGGGGCACAACGGCCCAAACACUGCGUCGGUGGCGCUGACCAGCGGCCACCGCAAGUCACUGGGCGGCAGCCAGAAGAACAAGGGCCGCUCGGUGGCGGCGGCCACCACGACGGCCACCACGGACGCCGGCGGCCGCGACGAGCUGGCCAACUCGGUGCAGGAGGAGGUGCCCCUCAAGGCCACCUACGCAAAGGGCGACGACCACGUUCACCUCCAACUCCAUCACAACGACGACCUGCGGCCGACGGCCAACGGCCAUGACGCUUCUACCGUCGACCUCGAACAGCUGCGGCUGCCGGCGGACGCGCAUUUGCUUGACAGGGACGCCCUGCAAUGCGACCCGCAAAUUGGCGCCGAUUUUAUUUAAGACUAUUUCACCGGCAGAGCUGAGCAGCAGGCGGAGCGAGCAAGAUUUGGUCGGGCCACUUUGAUGUUGAAAGCUCCAAGAGUGCACGCAAAUUUUCCUUGCCGCGCGUUGCGCGUUCUCAAAGUAAAAGUAAGCAUUCCUUCUCUCCAAAUAAUACCGCGCUGAAAAUACAUAAAAUAUACACAAAAUUUAUCUCUUGGAAGCUUCUUGAAUAACAAUUCUGAGAUAUUUCACCGUUAUCUCUGAAAAUAAAUAAAGUGUUUUGCAUUUUUCAAGCAAAGUUUUAAAACUUUGUUUGUCGCCGAAUUCAAAUUUUCUCCUCUUAUUCAAUAGUUGAUGUUUAAAAAAUCAUCUCAAUAAUUCUUCAUUCACAUUGACGGGAAAAGCAAAACAAGUAUUUAAAUAAAAUCUUAAUCCAUAUGAGGAUAAAAAAUUGUAUUUACUCAAGCUGUCGUGUCCAAUUGACGUUGAAAAUGUCAUCCUCUCCUCUGCGUUGCUCUGAUUAACGCAAAGCGAGACGAUGGACUUGAAGCCUAAAUUAUUUCUUUUUGAGCCUAAGGAAUAAUUUAGCACGUGUCUCUCUAUCUUUGUGAAAGUCUGUAUAUUCUACUGCUGUAUUUAAUGAAACGUAUUCAGGUGUAAGAAUUUAGUCGUAUCGAAAUUCAUGGCUGUGUAUCGCUGUUUAUUUGUUCUGUUUUUGCCAACAUCGGCCUCGUGUUGUAUAUUUAAACUAUGGAUUAUAUUUGAAUGUUACAAUUCAAAUUUUAUUUGUAAAAUAUAAAUUAUAUGUCGUGUGAUUGUGAGUGAAAGUCAUUGCUGGUGAUUGGAAACUAAAGUUAUAAAAAAGUAUGUGAAUAAAAAAUCGUUAUAAAAAAAAGGAAAUCGCUGUAGGUCCGCUUAAUGGGUCCAAAUACCUGGCUGGUCAGCGUGCAAAGGGUCCAAAUGCCAAAGUGGCUAAAUGCCAAAGGGGCUAAAUACUAUUUUGACCAAUAUAAAAAUUUGCGUGAAAACUGAUUCCAAUUGACUUAUUUCGACCCAUGAAAUAUGGGUACUAACUAAUUUUAAUAGAAAAAUUAUCUAAAUUAACGCAUCAAUUUAUGCAAAUUAAAUGGCUCCAUAGCUUAUAUACCAAUGUACAGGGCUGCUUAUGUAAAUUAGAGGAAUAAAAUUAAAAUACUGUUGUGAUUGUUUUGGAAAUAUGCAAUUUAGAUCGUUUUAGCAAAAUAAUGGCAAUAUCAAGGUCAGAUAUGUUUAAUUCUACCUAGAAUACUACCUAGAACAAGGGUUUGCAUCGAGGGCUGUAGUUUUGUAACCGCUGGACCAAAAUUGAAAAACUUGGAAAGAAAAUGACCGCAAAAAGGUAAAUUGUCUUACGAAAAGAUGAAAUAGGUUUUCAAAAAUAUUUUUCAUACAUUUAUUUCAUAUUUUUUCAAAAAAUGCUUCUUUUCAAGGCCAACCCUUAAUUAAACAAAUUUUAUCUCUAAAAUAUAUAAAAGCACGGUCCAUUGCGAUGAUUUUCAUGUAACUAUUUACUAAAUUUUUUUUAAUAGGUACUGAAUAACAAUAAAAAACGCAAACCUCUAUGUUUAAUAUGUACCAGGUAAAAUAAAACAAAUUUGACCUUGGAAUAUCAUUUCCGGAAAUAUUUUAACCCUUUUUGGUGAUUUUUAUUGCGAUUCCAUGAUUAAAACUAUUUUUUUAAUAUAAUUUUCAACUUUCGCUUUUUUGAUCUAGCAUUAAAAAAUCAAAACGCAAGAGUGUAUCAUAAUAUAAGCACUAUUUUCAACUGUAAUUAUUAGAUUUUAGUGCAAUAAUUUCAUUCCAACAAGUAUAUUUGAGAUUUAAUGUACAAGAUAAUUUAUAACUUGAAAUAUCAGUAUUUCUUCUUUUACCCCCUCUACUGUAAAAUUACUAAAUAUGUAUUUGGACCCUUUGCACGCUGACCUGCCAAACAUUUGGGUCCUUUGCACGCUGACCAGCCAGGUAUUUGGACCCAUUAA